Molecule: messenger RNA, 481 nt
Organism: Branchiostoma floridae (Florida lancelet)
Lineage: Eukaryota; Metazoa; Chordata; Leptocardii; Amphioxiformes; Branchiostomatidae
Exons: 3
Coding region: 32-463 (143 amino acids)
Source: RefSeq, a predicted model, not a curated record
UCCUUCCUUCCAAAUAAAGCCCGUAGAACGUAUGCAGCUACUGCUAACAGAGCUGAGGGUCUUCAAAAACGUCAUGGAGGAGAUCAGACGACACUUGAGAAGAGACGGGAAAGCCGUACCACGGGCUGUCUACCGCAAACUGUACCAACAGGUAGAGGCCAUGGAUACUUACGGAGACAUCGCAAAGAGACUGGUGAACAGUCUACAACGUAAGAAAAAGAAGUUAUCACACUGCAUGGCUUUUGCUGGUGACUUCAUUAGCGUAGACACCUCCAUGAGAGAGCAGUACAACCGUAGGGUAGAGGAGACCAGAAGGAUGAAGUCCGGUUCAGAGGACUGGCGUCGUGCGGUACUGAGGGACGGCAGGGGUGUAAUACGGGACCUCAGGAGCACCACCGAGGUACUGCGGAGCGCCGCUUCAACCUCAACCUGCAAUGGCGGCCGGGAACCCUUCAAGUGCUGACGUACAGCACACUUAUCU